GACGUUCACGCUACCCCUCUCUCAUUGCUACCCUUCUCUUUUACUAGCGCUGAAGUAUCACUGUUUUCCAUUCGCUGCUAACGCGCACGCCGUUUGAGCCCUCCUUGCUAUUUCUCGCCGAGACCCGAUCCGCACCCCAGCGCUGUUCCGCCGCGUAAAGCACCCACGUGUUCUACCGAUUCCGUGAGCUGAAGGCGGGCGAAGGAGACUCCUGCUGCUAACUGUGCGCUGUGCUCCGCUCUUACUUCUGCUUUCAAGGUCACUUUAAGCGUCGAUUUCCCGCCCUCCGUUUCCACUCGCCGAAGCCGCCAACCGGACAGCGGCAUGAACCGUUUUUGCUUUGCCUGGCAGCCGUGGAAGGCACUCGCCUUCGUCGCUCUUCUCCUGUGCUGUGUUCUCGGCCCUCACCCGGCGACCGCGGCAGAUGGCGAUGUGUCUGCACCCACGCCGCAGUCGGAAACGAUGAAGUUCCUGCAGGCCCUCGUGACGGCGGUGCCGGACCUGAAGCAAUACGCGGACGGUGCGGACUACUGCGACUGGCGUAAUUUCGUGCAGUGCGUGAAAGGCGUAGCCACGAAAGUGAAGCUGACGGGGUUGAAGCUGACACAGGCUUCGAGCCUGCCGGAUCUCGCCGACGGCGUGAACGGCACACUCGUGACGGUGACGGGGUUCGAGGCGAAUGACAUCGGCGCCAUGUUGUCCGGGACGCUGCCACUGAGCUGGGGACGGCUGACGCAGAUGCAGCGGAUUGUACUGUCAGGGAACGCGCUGACAGGAUCGCUGCCGGCGGAGUGGAGCGGCAUGACAUCGUUGAUGUGGGUGUACGUGGACGGUAAUUCGCUGACAGGGGAGCUGCCGAAGUCGUGGAGUUCGUUUUCGCUGAUGAUGGCUGUGUAUGCGGCUUCGAACCGUCUGACGGGCGUACUACCGAGCGAGUGGAGCGGGAUGACAAUGCUUGGAACCCUCGCGCUGAGCAACAACAAACUGUCAGGCACGUUACCUGCAGCGUGGAGCUCAUUGCGAACUCUGUCAUGGCUGGAGUUGAACAACAACAGCCUGUCGGGCCCCCUGCCGGCGGAGUGGAGCAAGCUACAUAUGAGUAAAGGUAACCUGCUGUUGCAAGACAACAACUUCUGCGGUUGCGUGCCGCCGGAGUGGGCUGGCAGCCUGACACCGACCGUGGACCCGGCGGUGAGCGCAGACAGCUGUGCAACGACGAACGUCUGUGUCACCGCGUCGAGCAGCGGUGCUGGUCCCCACUCUUCCAGCCACAGCAAGCCAACACCGAGCCCGGCAAGCAGCAGCCACAGCAGUCCGUCGCCAAGCCCUGCAAGCAGCAGCCACACAAGCCCUCGCCGGUUGUCGCAAGCAGCAGCAGUUCCAACGAGUCCACGUGCGCUGUGGUGCACUGCCUGGAGUGUGAAGCGGGCAACAGCACAAAGUGCAGCCAGUGCGCGCGCAGGUACGCGCUAA
Molecule: messenger RNA, 1473 nt
Organism: Leptomonas pyrrhocoris
Lineage: Eukaryota; Euglenozoa; Kinetoplastea; Trypanosomatida; Trypanosomatidae
Product: Surface membrane protein gp46-like protein
Exons: 1
Coding region: 463-1473 (336 amino acids)
Biological process (GO): hormone-mediated signaling pathway
Cellular component (GO): plasma membrane
Molecular function (GO): protein binding
Source: RefSeq, a predicted model, not a curated record